Messenger RNA from Aspergillus calidoustus, 1194 nucleotides. NCBI's taxonomy places the organism in Eukaryota, Fungi, Ascomycota, Eurotiomycetes, Eurotiales, Aspergillaceae. The record is from the annotation of a GenBank genome assembly.
AUGUCAUCUAAAACCCAGGAAAUCAUUGCCGCUCUCGAUGCAAUCCAGCCCGAGGCCUUUGGCGACAACGAAGUCGAGCGCCUGCAGGUACGCGCUGCCACACGCCGCCUCCUGGCUCGUCUCGAGUCGCCCUAUGAGCGGGCAUGGGGAUUCUGCUUUGAGCAUCCUGUCGUCUUUGCGGCGCUGCAGACGUGCAUCGAUCUUGGGCUGUGGAAGGCCUGGACUGCUCUUGGGGGUGGUGAGAAGACGAUAGAUGAGUUGGUGCAGCUUACCACUCCUGCCAUUGAGACAAACUUACUGCGACGAUUCUUCCGCUUAAUGGCGGCCUUUUACGUCGUCGAAGAAACCGGCGAAGACAAGUUCAAGCCGACGCCAUUCUCGUACGCUAUCGGUGAUGAGAGCACCAAGGUUCGCGCCUCACUUCAGGCUGCAUCCUACCAAUACAUCGCAGCCGGCCACAACCUCCCCGGCUACCUCGCCAAAACCUCGUACAAAGAGCCCACCGACUUCCAGGUCAACAACUACUCCGACUCCGACGCCGACGGCCUCAACUUCUUCGGCCGCCUCCAGAAGAGCCCGACGCACUAUGAAGCAUUCACAGGACACAUGGAGGCCUGGACGGCGUGGAAGACGCCCUGGACCAAGGUGUACGAUACGUCACGGUUACUCGAGGGAGCGGAACUCGAUAACGGUACCCCCUUUGUCGUCGAUGUAGGCGGGAACACGGGGAUUGAUAUCUCGCAUGUCCUCAAGAAACACCCAGAUCUCCCCGCGGGGUCUCUGGUUCUGCAGGACCUUCCAGAGAUUAUUGCCAAGGCACAGGUUGAUGAGAAGAUUACCGCCAUGGUGCAUGAUUUCUUCCUCCCGCAGCCUGUUACUGGCGCCCGCGCCUACUUUAUGCACGCCGUCCUGCACGACUGGCCCGACGACAAAGCGCAUCAACUCCUCUCCAACACCCGCGCCGCAAUGACGCCGGGGUACAGCAAGCUGUUCGUCUACGACAUAGUCCUCCCGCCGACAGGCGCAAGCAUCAGCCAGGCGACCAUGGAUGUCAACAUGAUGUCGCUGCUCUCGGCGGCAGAGCGCACGCAGAAGGCGUGGGAGAAGUUGCUAAGCGAGGCCGGGUUCCGCAUUGUGAAGUUUUGGCCGGAUCCGCAGCAGUAUGAGAUGGUUAUUGAGGCGGAGGUUGCGUAG